AUCCGGUUUUUUUCGGCUCCGACUGGCACAGGCGCUGGUGCGUCCUCACCCGUGGGAAUUUCCUCUACUUCACCAACGACAAAAGUAAACAGCCCAAGGGAAUUUUUUCCAUGGAAAAUUACAGCGCCCGCCGGAAUUCCCAACUCCGGAAAGAUUCCCGGAAAAAUUGCUGCUUCCAACUGGUGUGUCCCGGGAAACGCUCCUACGAGUUCACGGCUCCGAGCGUGGCCGAGGCCGAGGAUUGGGUGGAGCAGAUCCAAUUCCUGCUCAAGGAUCUGAGCUCUCUCACCAUCCCCUGCGACGAGGACGAGCCCGACGAUCUCUACACCGACGUCGACAGCUCCGAUUCCAUGGAAAAUUCCCAAAAUUCCCAAAAUUUGGGCCCGGAGGAGCCGCCCGAAGGCGACGACAUCUACGAGGUUCUUCCGGAGGAGGAUCCGGAGCCGCCGUUCCCGGAGGAUGAGGAAGAUUUCGGGAGUGGGGAGAGCG
This is a messenger RNA of Malurus melanocephalus (red-backed fairy wren), 489 nucleotides long. Its product is annotated as src kinase-associated phosphoprotein 1-like. Lineage: Eukaryota; Metazoa; Chordata; Aves; Passeriformes; Maluridae. Gene Ontology annotation, cellular component: cytoplasm; plasma membrane. The annotation marks the transcript as partial. The transcript has 5 exons. The record is from RefSeq and is a predicted model, not a curated record.